CUCUUCCCUUUGAAAUUAUGAAAUGGAAAUAAGAAUUCAGUUUGAGAGUCCGACGUUUUUUUUGUUUAUUUCAAUUUUCAAUUUUCUGUAAUUUUUUAAAUUAAAUUUAACGGCUGAAUAGCAAAAACCGGACGAGCGGCUCGAUCUGCUCCAGAGGUUAACCGCCUCAACCGCUCGUCAACCGCUACAUAAAACUGGAGCGGGUUUUAGACUAUUUCGAGCCGGUUUUGUGACCGGGCCGAGCGACUCGGCUCGACUUUAAUAACACCGAUUAAAAGUCAAGAAUCAUUUUAAAAAAUUACAUUCUCGCGUAUUACAACUUAAAUCUUCUAACAUUAGUUUCAUUUUCCAUCAACUUACUAUUGAGUAAGAGAGUCUACAAUUCUACAUGGACUUUUUAGCCAAGCUCGCCCAAUCACCACGUUUCUAAAUUUAUACACGCAAUGAAAUAGACCCAUCCCAUUUCCCAUCCGGUGACGACUGACGAGUGAUGACCCGCCUCAACGUUUGCUGACGACAACAUUGUGUGUGGCUUCAUUACAAGCCUGGAGCAGCUAGAUAGCCAGCUUCCGUAAUUGGCCCGAAUAAUCCUUCUCUUGUAAUCACUAGGAGUGGCAGAACGGUUUUCGGUUAGCAGUUAAUCGGACGGUUUCAACCAAACCGACCGGUUUUCGGCUAACCGAAAAAUUGGUUCUGAAUGUAUCGGUCGGUUGGCGGUGGGGAAGGGCAGGAGUUCGGCUAGCCGACUAACCGGUGUCGGAAACUGGCGGUUAACCGACUAACCGACCCCGCUUCAGCCCCCACUAACCCUAAGCUCCAUCCAGUCGACCCUCCUCCUCCCAAUUCCCAAAUCAAUCGACUUCCCCUUCCCCAAUCGCCUUCUCGCGCAACCCACUUCCCCUUCCCCCUUCUCGCCUUCUCGCGCAGCGGCGCAGGCGCUCCAGCCCUCCACCUCGUCGCCCCACCGCCUUCACCUCGUCGCCCCGCCGCCUCCACUCGCCGCUGCCGCGCCUCUGCUCUGUGUGGUGUCCAGAUCUGAAAUGGAAGAAGGAAGGAGGGAGAAGGAAUGAGUGGUGGGUGUUGUCUAUUGUGGGUUUGAAAUGGAGGAAGGAGAGAGAAGGAAGAAGUGGUAUGUGUUCUCUGGUGGGUGGAGAGGAAGGAAGGAGAGAGAAGGAGGAAGAAGAUAAGGAUUUAGUGGUAGGGAAUUUUUGUUAUUUUAUUUUAUUUUUUUUAUAGAGAAGGGAGUAUUUUUGGGUAUGCGGCUAACCGAUCCAAAACCAAUAACCGACCGGUCGGUGGUCGGCUAGCCGUGGUGUCCCUCACGGUCGGUGGUCGGCAAUAGGAGGUGGUUGCUCGGUUUAAGUGAUAACCGAGAAAUCGGUUUUUGGUUAAACCGAAACCGACCGACUGCCACCCCUAGUAAUCAGUGUUAUUAAAACCGUUACUCGAUCACAAAAUCAGCUCGGAACAGUGUAAAAGCCGCUCCAGUUUUAUGUAGCGGUUGGCGAGCGGCCGAGACGGUUAACCGUUCGAACCGAUCGAGCCGCUCGUCUGGUUUUUGCCAUUCAAUCGUUAAAUUUAAUUAAAAAAAUUACAGAAAAUAGAAAAUUGCAAUAAACCAAAAACGUCGGGAUCUCAAACUGAAUUCUUAUUUCCAUUUCACAAUUUCGAAGGAAAGAAAUGAGCUUUGAUUAAGAAAUGUCCACUAUUUAUACUGAUAACGUUUAUUAGGUACCGGUUCUCUAACGGUUUUUAAAUGUUCUAAUGCCGGUUGGACCACUAAAAUGCGAACCAUUCGCAUUAACGGGUUAUGCUCCGGUUCGGUUCUGGCAACAUUGCUUGUGAUUAAUAGUCAUGGGCGGUUCAUGAUUUCUCAAAAGCCGAGACACGUGAAUCGGGAUGCAAAUAAACGAACUCCCACGUAGUAUAAUUUAUUGCUUCAAAAAUAAAAAAAUAAUUUAUUUAAGACCAUAAUUAAGGAAAAUAUUUUUUUAUUUGAUAACCAAGGGAACCUCAGCCCCACGUGCCGCUUGAGCGACAACGGGGCCUACUAUUUUGGUUCAAUAUAUGUUAAUAUAAUAUUGGUUUAACUGUUUUGCUGGUUAUGGUUAAUAUUAUGUUAAUAUAAUAUUGGUUGAAUAUAAUUUUUUCUUAUGAUUGUGAUAAUGAUAUCAUAUUGAUACAAUAUUGAUUAAAUCCUGCCAUCUCAAUACUCUUUUACAAACAAAGAUUAAAACACAAAUGGAGGAAAUUAACGAUAAUAUAAAAUGAGAACAUCCAUCACACUCUAAAUUUAAAAAUUUGGGGGUCAAUGACCAUCGAGAAAAUAUCUCUUUUAGAGAGAGUUCAAUACAUUAUUAAUUAUUUUAGCUAUACUAUUUUAUUCCGUAACGAUUUUGUUUCAUGUCUUGUGUGGUUACUCCUAUCUACUAUCUAGCAUUCUUUUGGCAUUUUCAUUUUAGGCCCCGAGAAAGAAAGAGAUUUUUCUUUUUUUGUGGUUUUUGUUUUCUAGCCGGCGAAUAUGAUAAUAACUAGCAAAGGACCGACUGAAUGCCAAGUCUGCAAGCGGUCAACCUGUUAUCAAUAUUUUGUAAUGCCGAUUAUAAAAUGUUUAAGUCUUCCUCAUACAAUGGUCAACAUUAUUCUAGUAGCGUCAUUUGUUUGCUUUAUGUUGGGACUUGGUGGAGUCCUUUUUCUAGCCUAACUUUUUCUAGUUGCCAUUAUUAAAAGUAGAUUAAUUUAGUUUUUGAAACAAUCUAACUAUGAAUUGAAAUUUGAUCUAAAACCCAAUACGGUAUGACUGGUAUAAAAAACUAAAUAUUAUACUGAUUUUAUCGUAUUGGUAUGUACUUUUUAGUAUUAGUAUUUUUUUAGUGCUAUUAUUUUUUCGCAUUGAUACGGUCAUAUGGACUAUUAUUUAAUGGUAUUUCUUUAUUGGUAUUGAUGUUAUCGUAUUGGUAUUGAUCUUCACGUAUUAGUAUUUGUUAAAUCUGCAAUGAUAUUGGUUAAUAAGCGGUAUAAGUUGUGGUAGUGGUAGUUUUUGUGUAGGAUGAAGUGAUAAUGUUUUUAUGUUUUGUUAUUGAUUUAUUGUUUUAUUUCUACAAUAGUACUGAUGUUUCUUGAAGUGGCAGUGUUUGUUUAAUGGAUUGGUAUUGAUUUCUUGUUUCAAUUUUUGCAAUGGUAUUAGUUCGGCUGAAAGGAGAAAAUGAAAAGAUUGAGAAAAAUAAGGCAAAGAGGUGGCUGGAAAUCCGCGGAAGCGAGAGAGAGGGAGAAAUAAAAUUUUAAUUAAUAUAUUUUUCUAACUUCAUAAAAUGUAAUUUAUUAAAAAGAGAUUAAUAAUAAAAAUUCAUACCCAAUUUGCUCUUAGUAGCUACGAGUGGUGGUGAUGAUGGAGGUUGUGCCUGUGGGAAUUAGGAGGGACGAGAGGUUGGAGUGGGGAUAGAUAUUAGAUAGAUAGUUAGGGAAUUAGGGUAUUAUUAGAGUUGCAGGACUACUAGUCGGUUGUAAUCGACCCGAAACCCAAAUAAAUCGAAAAACCAAAACCCGUUUUGAAAACCGAAACCGAUAAGAGAGUUUUCGAUUUUGGUUACCCCAAACCGAAAAAUCUUUUAACGUUUUGGGUUCGGUUAAGGCAAAACUGAAGCCCGGAAACGAAAACACCCUAUUGGAUAUGAAGCUUUUGUAUCUUUAGCUAAACCCGAAAUUGAAACCGAAAAAUAAAACUCAAAACCGAAAAUCCGAACAUGAAAGAAAACCGAAAACCUGAUAAUACAUCUUAUCGGUUCGGGUUUGGUUACAACCGAAAACCCAAACCCGAAUUGACACCCCUAAGAACUAGUAUCCCGAUAGACAUUAUUACCUUUAAAGGAUUUGAGUGACUGCAUCUUACAUGUUGUCCGUGUCAUUAAAAACCUCAACUCCAGUUCUGGAAAACAAAUCGCCAUAUGAGGUUUUAGGCUGCUUGUGAUAUACCAUCACAUUGGCUCAUGGAAGAACCAAAUGCCUCCUGCUACUCAUGUUGAAUAUGAUGAUCACUAUGUUUAUAUUCUGAUUACGAUAACCAAGAGUUACUCUCAUAAAUUGAUGUUGACUUAGAUUUACCAAAGGCAGGAAGACCUCCAAGGCACAUGAUUCUGUCUGUCAAAAAAUCAGUUGGUCCCAAUAACUCGAGUUGUUGGGAGAGGUUUAAUCGUGAAUCAUAUACCACAACACUAACACGCCCCCUCAAACGAAAGCCACUCACAAGAGCUUGAAGUUUGCACAGGGCUGAAGACAAUAAUACCAUGUGCUUAACAAAUGGGGGGUCACCGGGAAUCGAACACAAGACCUCUCGGUCACAGAAGGCUUUGAUACCAUGUCAAGAACCAAUUGGUCCCAAUAACUCGAGUUGUUGGGAGAGAUCCAAUCGUGGAUCAUAUACCAUCACAUUGGCUCAUGGAAGAACCAAAUGCCUCCCGCUACUCAUGUUGAAUAUGAUGAUCACUAUGUUUAUAUUCUGAUUACGAUAACCAAGAGUUACUCCCAUAAAUUGAUGUUGAUCCAGAUGACUUAGAUUUACCAAAGGCAGGAAGACCUCCAAGGCACAUGAUUCUGUCUGUCAAAAAUCAGUUGGUCCCAAUAACUCGAGUUGUUGGGAGAGGUUCAAUCGUGGAUCAUAUACCACAACACUAACACGCCCCCUCAAACGAAAGCCACUCACAAGAGCUUGAAGUUUGCACAGAGCUGAGACAAGAAUACCAUGUGCUUAACAAAUGGGGGUCACCGGGAAUCGAACACAAGACCUCUCGGUCACAGAAGGCUUUGAUACCAUGUCAAGAACCAAUUGGUCCCAAUAACUCGAGUUGUUACGAGAGAUUCAAUCGUGGAUCAUAUACCACAACACUAACAUUGUCAAGUGAAUAUAAUGAGUAAUGACUACCAUCUGGACCCGUCACUCAAAUAUGAAGCUUUUGGAAAGACAAAUGCAUGCAUUAAUAUCCUUUGUGUUUGAAUGUGAAUGGAUUGAGUUCCAUUGAUAGAUCCUUUGCAUUAAGUCUGAUAAAUCAGAUGGAGCCUAAAUCAUAUUACGAGGCGGUUAAGUUUGAUGAAUGAAAUAGAACUCUCAACUCACAGUUCAUUAUUUUAUAGUUUUUUGUUACUAUACGGGCGUAGCCGGAGAUAAAAUUUAGUGGGGUCCAAACAAAAUGAAAUACAAAAUUUCUCUAAAUAGUAAAAUCAUUGUCUUGGGAAGAGGGGUCCAUGGUUCUAAAUUUACUAACCACACCUUAAAAAUCCAUCAUUUUUAAUGUAUAUUCAUUUUUCAAGUGGGGUCCAUGGACCCCACAUCCCCUCACCUAGCUCCGCCUCUAUACCUUAAGAGACGUACGUGACAUAACAUAAUUGCUCAUGUAGUGGUAAAAAUUACUCUUUUAUCACUGGAUCAAAUAACUAUAUAAUUAAACAAAGAUUUUCAGGGAAGACAAAUAUACUCUUUGUUGCUCCCAAAAAUAACAAGAUGGCCUAUUUUUCGUGAGUCGUGACCCUUCUAUGUUCGCUUUGUUAAGGGAGUGGGUUCCAAUUUCCAAAUUGUAUCCACUAAUUCUUAUGUAGAUUUUUGUACUCCAUUUUAUAUGCAAAAAUAAAAUUGAAUACUAAUAAUAAAUUGGCAAAAUACACUCUUGUAGUCAAAACUUUGACGGUUUGGCCAAAUAUAGUCACGUUUGGCGAAAUACCAAAUAUAGCCACUUCCGUCCAAUUGUUUGACGGUGUUAGUUAACGUGCUGACUAGACUAACAGCAGCGGUUAACGUGACAUAUUUUAUUCAAAAAUAAUAUUAGGUGGAAAAUAAUUAAAACUUUAUCCUUUUAUUUUAUUUUAAUUAAAUUAAAUGAAAAAAUAAAAAGUAUUUUUGAACCAUCCAUCCUUCUCUCUUUUUCAAUUUAUUCUAAUUAAGUUUAAUAAAACAUUAAAAAAAAAAUCUACAAUCCCAACCUGUUCAUCUUCUUCCACUGCCUCCCUCGCCCUCAACCCCACCCCAAUCCACCGUCGCCUUCACUCUUGUCCACUGCUGCCUCCUUAUGAGGAUCGUAUCCCAAGCACCAAAGCGAUUCACGCCGUUACGCUGGGGAAAUUGGGGCUGUGUCCCGAGCACCAAAACUUCUCUCUACUCCAAUCCCUCUCCUCUCUCUCUCUUCAUUCCCCUUGCAUUAGUUAUCCCAGUCGUCGCUCCUGUUAGAACAAUCCUCCCAGAUCCGCUUUUGAUAUCAGUCAAUCCGGCAGCAACUCCGCCACUGCCUUGUCCUUAUCCCUCCACGAAAUCCCUCGGAUCUCGCAUGAUUUCGAGCUUCUUCUCCGGAUCCAUGGUGGGCGACUAGCGACGGUGGGCGAUUGCUGCGACGAUGGGGUUUCCCAAUUUGUGCGGUGGGUGACUGGCUAGGGUGGGCGAUUUAUGCGGCAUCACUGUGAAAAAUGGGAUCCUUUGGCUUUCCCAAUUUGUUGUUCCCCAUCUAUCUCUGUUAUUCCUCAUCUCUGUUGAUUGAAAAUACAAGGGCAAAAGUUGAAGAUGGCGAGCAGUUUGGUGGACGGGGGAGAUGGAGAUGAAGGGAAGAAUAGAUAAAUUAAUUAUUGUAUUUUUAUGAUUUUUCAUUUAUGAUUUUUUUAAUUUUUAAAUUAAAAUAUGACAUGGCAUCUAUGUGGCAACUGUUGGUGAGUUGUGAAUGAUGUGUCUGGUGAGUUGGCAGCCAAAUAAGCGUUCCGUUAAUUUAACUAACAGUGUCACUAACAUCAUUAAAAUAUGUAACAGAAAUGACUAUUUUCUUUUGGGAAAAAAAUGACUAUAUUGGUCAUGAAACUUUCAAAAUUCUAACUAUUUUUUAUAUUUAGCCAAAAAUGACUAUUAUUAUCACAGUUCUGCCUACACAAAUUGAUUUUGGCCUAAUAAAUAUAACAACGAGAAUUACCGGCGAUUGGAGCUAUUUUUUUUUUAUUACUUUUGACAGCCACCGUCAUCGCCACCGCCAACAUUUCCGGCCGCUCCAGAAUCUUCCUUGCAUUCUCUUAAAAAACAAAAAAACUGUGCUCCUCUAAGGCAUAUCAACGGCAGCUUCUGGGUUUUCAGUUCGAAGCGCGAGAACGAUGUUUAAGAAAGCAGUGGAGGCGAAAUCGCAUCAGAGGCUAUCCGGAGCUGACCGGAAGAAGCUCAAACGAACCCUCAAGAGACAAAUUCCCGCGUGCUUCUGAUUCCGAUAUGGACGUCUUAUUCCCACCCAAGGUGGAGAUAGCAGUUGCUAAGCUUCAUAAUCGGGUCCUGGUUUAUAGUGUUGAAGUUUUUGCUCUUUGGAGAGUACCUGCACUCUUGCCUUCUUUUCUGUUGAAGGGAGGUGAGGUUUCUCGAUUCAUGCUUGGAGGUGCUGAUUUGAUGUUCCCGGGCAUUAGUAUGCCUGCUGAAGGACUACCCUCCUUUAAAGUUGGUGAAGUAUGGUCUGUGAAAGUUCCUAGGAACCCAGCACCUGUUGCUGUUGGGUUAACUACUAUGAGCAGUACUGAAGCAAUGAAAGCUGGUCUGCGUGGCAAGGCUUUAAGAGUAACACACUAUUACAGGGACCCACUUUUGUCAGUGGACGGUCACUUUGUGCCUAAUGCAGGUUUCUUGGAGGAUAUUGUUAUUGAGGAUCUGGCUGCCUCUCUAGUGGCCCAAGAUUCUGAUUCAGCUGAAGGUCUUGAUCGUCAUUCUCCACAUGACGAACAGGACGGCAAAACAACUGACGAAGUUGAGAAAUUGGCUGUAGCAAAUGACGCAAUGGAUCAUCUUCCUUCGUCAUCAACCGAAGCUUCCAAAAGUCAAGUCGAACAAUUAAAUGUAGAGGUUGGUAACGUGAAGGUUUCAGAUAAUGUUGGUGAUGAAUCAGCUGCUGAGGAACAACAGCAUACCUUAUCUGCCGAGGAAGUGGAUAGUUUGUUGGACAAUUGUCUUCUGCAAGCCCUUCAUACGACUGUUAAAGACAAGGAUCUAUAGAUGCCUGGAAGCACUUUAUGGUAACAUCUGUUGUGUUCUUGGAAUUGAUGUACUGUUUUACCAAAAAGUAAAGGAAACUGAAAAAAGGAACUGAUUAACUGAGGUUGACUAUUUUGAUCAGCUGGCUUUGGAAGCUUGUUUCCCAGAUUUAUAUGUUUGUGAAAUUUUGUGUGUCCACUAAGUUCGUUUUUGCUUUGGUUUUCAAUUUUGUUAGUGUUUCACUCGCACCUGAAUGAUCUAUGGCUUCCGACAUGUCCAAGUCUUGAAGAACCACAAGAACCCACUCUGCCAGUAGUGUUCAUUACUAUCUUCUAAACCUCGACCUAGUAUCCCCUUUUAGGAAUGGCAGUGUUAAACGAGAAAUUAAGUGAUGAUUCUGAU
Linum trigynum is the source of this 8374-nucleotide messenger RNA. The record is from the annotation of a GenBank genome assembly. Lineage: Eukaryota; Viridiplantae; Streptophyta; Magnoliopsida; Malpighiales; Linaceae.